Closterium sp. NIES-65 is the source of this 2817-nucleotide messenger RNA. The record is from the annotation of a GenBank genome assembly. Lineage: Eukaryota; Viridiplantae; Streptophyta; Zygnematophyceae; Desmidiales; Closteriaceae.
AUGGCUAGCCCUCUAGUGCUAGCCUUCGAUGCUGAGGGGCGCCCAGUGAAGUUCGACACCUGGCUUGAUGACCUACACCUCUUCCUACAGCUCACUGCCAAGGAAGACAUCUCGCUGUACGAUCACGCCCUAGGCCACGCUACUGCUCCUGCUGCUACUGCCGACAGCACUGCUCGCUCACAGUGGCAGACUCGUGACGCCCAUGCUCGCUUUGCUAUCCGCAACUCUCUGCCGAUAGAUGAGCGCGAGCACUUUGGGCAGCACAAGACUGCACAGGCACUGUACACUGCUGUCGUUGCCCGCUACUCCUCACCGGCCUCUGCUGCUCUAGGCCGUCUCUCUCUUCCCUACCAGUUCCCCGACUUAGCUUCCUUUCACACUGUCGCUGACCUCAUUACCCACCUCCGCACUAGUGAGGCUCGCUUCCGCGCCGCUAUGCCUGAUGAGUUCCUCGCCACGAACCCACCCCCGCUCUGGAUCACUCUCUACCACCUAGUCACGCGCCUCCCUGACUCGCUGCGCUCAGUCAGGGACCACUUCCUCGUUCGCUGCCCCACCGAGCUCAUCAUUGCCCUCCUCGAGAAGGAACUCCUUGCAGCCGAGACUAGCAUAGUCGCUGUAGGUGCCUCUCGCGGUGACCCCCGCACCCCGUUCUUUGAGGGGUGUUCUCCUUCCCCCCUUCUUCCCUCUGUCGCCUCUGCUGCUGCUGUCGACCUCCUUGGUGCUGAGAAGGUCGGGACUGCGUCUGCUUCGGGCGAACGCCGCAGCGGCAAGGGCAAGGGGGGCAAGGGCGGUGGUGGUGACAGCGGAAGUGGCGGUGGUGGGGGAGGUGGUGGCGGGGGGAGUGGCGCGGGUGGGGGAGGUGGCAGCGGUGGUGGGGGUGGCGGCCGCGGCGGGGGAGGUGGCCGGGGCGGAGGAGGUAGUGGGGCUGGCGGUGGACGAGGCGGCGGCAGGGGUUGGGGUGGUCGAGGAGGUGGUGGUGGGAGUGGUGGGCGUGGCGGCACUGGCGGUGGCCAGGGAGAGCAGCACACUCCCUCGCCCCAAGAGGUCCGUGAGUGGUACUCUCAGCACGGGGGGGGGGGGGGUGGCCUUAGCUGCACGUACGUCAUUCGCACUGGUGACCGCACUAGCCAGCCGUGUGGGGGACCGCACGCCACACAGCGUUGCUUCGCUCGUCUGAGCGACGCUUGGCGUGUUCAGUUCCCUCAGGCCACUGAGCUGCCCCGCUGGCUUGAUCUCCUGAAGAAGGGGAUUGAUAUCUAUGCUCUAGAUUUUGAUGCUAUUCUCUCUGCAAUGUAUGUGAUGUCUACUAGUGGAGAGGGUUCUGAGUACCUGAGUGUCCCGCCCGACCCGGGCAUUAGGACGAGUGCGUCUGCUGCUCCAGGUACCCACGUGUCUGCUACCCCAGGUGCUGGUGAGGCUGCUGCUCUAGGUGCGUGCGUGUCUGCCCCCCCUGGUACUGUGUCGACUGCAGCACUGCACACCUUCACGCUGGAUUCAGGUGCCUCUCGCUGUUUCUUUCGUGACCUCACUGCCCUUGAGCCCCUUGCUCGGCCAGUUGCUGUCUCCCUUGCUGACCCCUCUGGGGGUCCGGUCAUUGCGACCUCCUCCACUGUCCUUCCCUGCCCUGCGGUCCCGUCGGGCACACUGUCAGGUCUCCACCUCCCCUCGUUCUCCACGAACUUGGUGGCAGGAUGUGCACUCCAGGAUGGGGGUGUUCACCAGUUCACCCCUGCCUACGAGCGUGUGACACACUGCACGUGUGCUCGUACGGGCCGCCACUUGGCUACCUUCACCCGGCAGCCGGGGUCGGACCUGUACACACUGACUACUGCCUCCCCUCAGGUCGCUGCGUCUGCGUCUGCGUUUGCGUCCGCGUCAGGUCAGCUGUCUGCCCCCUGCUCGUGUCGCUCUCUAGCGCACGAGACUGUCCUCUGGCACCACCGACUUGGCCACCCGUCUGUGCAGCGCCUUCGUGCCAUGCACUCCCGGUACCUUGUCUCUGGUCUUCCCAGGGUUCUCCCUCCUCUCCCACCCUCGCCUGCUCCUCCCUGCCUUCCCUGUGUCGAGGGGCGGCAGCGCGCCGCUCCUCACUCCUCCUCUUUUCCCCCGACGACUGCUCCUUUGCAGACACUCCACAUGGACGUGUGGGGCCCAGCCCGCGUCCGUGGUCAGGGUCAGGAGAGAGCUCGUCUCCAGCUCAGCGAGCGUUUCUGCUCGGACUUUCCUGUCCUGCGCUUGCACUCUGACAGAGGUGGUGAGUUCUCCUCCGACCUCUUGGCAGCCUACUGUGCUGAGCACGGCAUUGAGCAGUCGUUCACGCUUCCGGCCUCUCCACAGCAGAAUGGGGUUGCGGAGAGCCGCAUUGGCCUGGUCAUGGAGGUCGCUCGUACCUCCUUGAUCCAUGCGGCUGCCCCCCAGUUUCUGUGGCCGUUUGCGGUCCGGUACGCUGCGCAUCAGCUCAACCUCUGGCCCCGUGUCUCCUUGCCGGAGACCUCGCCCACACUACUGUGGACGGGGGAGGUUGGCGAUGCGUCGCGUUUCCGGGUCUGGGGAUCUCGAGCUUUUGUUCGCGAUUCGUCUGCGGACAAGCUCUCCUCUCGUGCUGUUCCCUGCGUCUUCCUUGGAUUUGUUCCGGACGCACCUGGUUGGCAGUUUUACCACGCCACCUCGCGCCGGGUCUUGCCCUCUCAGGACGUCACUUUUGACGAGUCUGUCCCCUACUACCGCCUCUUCCCCUACCGCACUGCCCCGCUCCCACCCCCGCCUCUCUUCCUCGCGCCAGGUGCUGCUGUCGUAGACCCCCUCCCCCCUUAG